UGUUUAAAUAAAUAAAUAAUAAAUUUUCUAUUCACAGAAUCAAAACGGCUAUAUGAGUCACAUCACAUCAGCUGGUAAUCGAAGCUCCAUUUAUAUUUAACUAAUUUAAGAUUCGAAGGUUCUUGUAGCCGUAGAUUUCUUAUCAAAUGAACUGGACUUAUCUAAUAAGCUGAUUUCAGUAUCAAUAACUGGCUUUUGCGUUUUUGUUCUUAUUGGAGGCGAUAGUACUACGUAAGUACAACAGCACGGCUCCCUUGUUAUGAUUCUUCAACAUCCAUUCUUAUAAAAUAAAGGAAAAUGAGCCGUAAAUGGUCAUUGUGGGGUAUACCGUGUCAACAAAUUUGAUUACCCUUUAACAUACUUGUUUGCUAAUAAUAAAACGAGCGUGUCUUGCUAUUUUGGAAUUAAUCUAAUAAAUAACCGUAAAUGAGUAAGAACGAUUUCGGCGAAUUAUAUGAAGCAACAUCAAAGCACAUAAAGCGGUUGAUCAUACUUGCUGAUUCGAAAAAAUAUGCUACUGCGGAAUUUGGUGAAUCAUUAAAAUCAUUUCUGAAUAGUUACAGCCCUGAAGACGCACCAACAAAUAUAACAGAGUAUCGUACAAAGGUUGCGGUAGAUAUAUUGUCAAAGUUAUCAGUUUUCAACAACCUUAUAUCUAUUUAUCGCGAAUUAGGAAGAAUGGCUAUUCCUUUAAGUUAUUCUACAUUCAAUCCACUCCCUUGUGAAAAAUGGGUCCUCAAGCUGAUGGAAUUUCAACAAUCAUUGACUAAUUAUAUGAUCGUUAGCAUAAGCUUCACACAGAAACUGAUCAAAUCUGAUAUAUAUUUGACGGAAGUACGGCGUAUCUUACAUGUCAUCAGUACUAUGAGAAUGUCUGAGGCUAUACUUCCACUAACAACUUUAAUUAUUUGUGCAUUAAAUACUGCAUUAGCUUAUGAAUAUAAUUCUUUUACAAAAAUUCUUAGAGACUAUGGUCUACGUAAUAUUUUAACGCGCUAUACUUGCCAUGAUCCAAAAAUUAAAUUGGCCAUAAACAUUUUUUUAACGUUUACCUAUACUGAUAUCAGUCAACUUCAUCUAAAAGAACAAUAUGUUGAACUUUUCGUGCAACAGUUCCAUUAUACUGUUAUUGGAAGAAGAAAAAAUCAUUGUUUUGAUGCCUCUAUUCUCAUCAAAGUGCUCCGUCUUUUGGCUCUAAACUCUGAAAACAGAAUUGAGCUUGUCAAUCGUGAUAUCGUGCAUCACUUGAUAUUGUUACCUGAUUCUCAGUCAUAUGGCACAAAUGAAUUAUCAACUACUAUACAUAUCUUAUCAUCAAACGUUCCAGUUAUUGAUGCUACCCAAGAAAUAUUGUCACUAGCAGAAGCAUAUCGCAGUAACAUAGCUGAAUUGGAAGAAAAAGUUCGAACAUAUUUUGAAGGUGUUAGUAUUGAUGAAUUCUUACUUCCAACUGAACCUGAUAUUGGUGAUGACCAAAGUGAAGAUACACCAUCUGUCGUGGUAGAAGAAGGAAAUACCUACCAUCUGGAUGGACAUAUUAUGAUAAGCUACAGUCAUAACGAUUACAAAAUAGCACUUAAAAUUAAAGAAAGCUUGGAAAAUGAGGAAAUCAAGUUAUGGAUUGACAUAGAACACAUGGUUCAACAUAUUAAUAUUUUAGAUGCUAUGGCAAACGCUGUAGAAAAUGCUGCUAUCGUAUUAAUACUUUUUUCGAAAUCAUACCAAGAUAGUGAUAAUGCUAGAUCAGAAGCUGAACGCACUCGACAACUAAAUAAACCAGCUAUUUUUCUUCGUGUUGAGCCGAAGUUUGUUGCAAGUGGUUGGCUGGGUUUCAUAAUGGGCGCGACUCGUUAUAUUGACUUUUCCGGGAAAUAUCCGUUUGAGGAAAAAUUUGAAGAAUUAUGCACUACAAUUUUAGAAACAUCACUCUCCCAUUCGGAAGAAGUUUGGUUCUGUAAUUGAGUUUCCAGUUAAUUUUGUAAUAUGUAAUUGAAUAUAUUCAUGAAUUCGUACACACGCAUAUUGUUUAUCUUCGUUACUGUAGCACAAUAUUAGUCGUGGAUCGAUCAUUGUAAAACCCAAGAAACCAAAAAAAAACACAAGAAUAUGCAUGCGUUUCAAUGUGAAGAAAUGGAGAUUCAAAAAGUACUGGGUCCAACUUAAAAACCUACUUUGAUCAGCUGGAAAUCCUUCUCCUUUAUGUUUUUUUUUACUCUAAUCCGUUUAUUGUUUAUAAAUGAUUUUACUAUCAGUGAUCAGAAACUUUACUAACGCUUAUUUAACUUUAAUUUUUUCUAUCACAUUGAAAUAUAAUAUAAUGUAUUCUAUGCGA
Molecule: messenger RNA, 2332 nt
Organism: Schistosoma rodhaini
Lineage: Eukaryota; Metazoa; Platyhelminthes; Trematoda; Strigeidida; Schistosomatidae
Source: the annotation of a GenBank genome assembly